Molecule: messenger RNA, 5279 nt
Organism: Rhineura floridana
Lineage: Eukaryota; Metazoa; Chordata; Lepidosauria; Squamata; Rhineuridae
Gene: BEST4
Product: bestrophin 4
Exons: 2
Coding region: 81-1340 (419 amino acids)
Cellular component (GO): extracellular matrix
Molecular function (GO): chloride channel activity; protein binding
Source: RefSeq, a predicted model, not a curated record
CUGAGAUCGUGCACAGCCAGCCAGGAGCGCCCGAGGCAUGGAGGAGCCCUGAGACAGGCUCCUCGCAACGUGCCCAGAGAAUGGGACAGGACAGGGCAGGUCAAAAGAGGUGGACAUUCAUACUCUUUGGUGGGGUCCUAUUAGCAAUAAAACUCACGUUAGGAGCUUUGGAUGAGACUUGCAACUGCAGCACAGUGAUGGAUCUCCAGGAAUUCCAUACCAAAUUGGUUCCUGAGAUGUGUUGUCUGAAUCUCACAAGAACUAAAAUCAACCCCUUGGAUUGGAGCACCUUCGCUGGAAUUUCAGGCUUGAGAGAGCUCUACCUAUCAAACUGUGGUAUAUCAGACAUUAUCAAAGCAGACAACGGUUCUUCUACAUUGGAGAUUUUACACAUGGACCACAACCAACUAAGUAUGCUCCCAGACAGUUUCCUAAGAAAUGCACCCAGCUUGCGUGUCAUUCAGUUAGAGAACAACCAGCUCCAGAAGCUGCCCGAGUCAUUCCUGAAAACCUCUGACCAAAUCCAGGAGAUCUACCUUGCCUUCAAUAACUUGACUUCCCUUCCAUCUGGGAUUUUUAAACCUUCCCUCCUCACAUUAGGCCUCUCCAAUAACAGCUGGGACUGCACUUGCACCUUACUUGGAGACCUGGAAAAAUGUCUGCCUGCACCAUUUAAUACUGAGAUUGUUUGCAGCACCCCAAAGCGUUACCGUGGCCUGAACAUCAAAGACAUCCCUAAACAAGAGCUGUGCCGGAUCCAUAGCCUAACGGCUCUCUUCAUUUGCCUACCUUUGGUGGCUGUUCUGGUUUUGGUCACCUGGUGCUUUUGCAAGCAGCAGAAGAAAACCAGCUAUGCUCUCCGUGGUGGGAAGGAAUGCCAGCUGGCUACAGUGGAGAGAAAUGGUGCUAAAGGGUCAGGGGACCACCACUGCUAUAUCCCGUGUGAGGUACCUAUCGCAGCUGCUGCAGAGAGUGAGAAGAACAUCUUGUUGAGGAACCAAGUCUUGCUUAAACCUUCAAUAGCACUAUUAGGGAGCAGCAGGGACCUCUACGAGGAAGUGGAGAUCAAACUGGGGGCUUCUGAUGAUUCCUUGGUGCUGGCCAAUGAGGAAAGUCUUGACCAAGACAAGUCAGGAUCCAAAAAGCUGAUCACUGCAGAGGAGGGUUUCACAGGUGGAGAGUCUGAAGCUGAGACAAUGAGUGUGACGGAUGUUCUGAAGGAUUCAGCUGACCGUGAGAAGCUUUACAUGAACCAGUCAGUAGAUUAUUAUAACCUGGUUCCUGGGAUUGAGCUGGAGGACUCUGACCACAUGGAGUAUGAGAACGUUGACCUUUACUGAGGCUGCUUGUUGAUGCUGAGUGGUUUAAAUGUUCAUAAAGGCUAACUUUUAUCCAGUCUAUUUUAGGGGCAGGACCACCAGCACCCGGCAUUAUGCAAACUCCCCAAUAAUGAGAGUUUUCUUGUAAAUGAUUCUACAUUCUGGGCUUUGUUUCUCUGUCUUCUGAGCCUUCGGAAUGAGGUAUAUGUUAUUAUUAAGCAUAGAAGAAAAAUUGUAUUAGGGAAUGACAGAAUCUGUUCCAGUUUUGGGAUGAUGGAUGGACUGUAUGAGCUGCAGUUUCUAGCCCUUUAAUGUAACAAAUGUUAACAUUUUACACUGCAGUUUCCAACAGAAGUCAGGACUUCUCAUGAUUCAGCCUCCUUCCAGGAAGUAUGGUGUAUAGAACACAAGGCUUGGCUGGGGAGGGGACAACAUGAAGCCUGCCAGCCCUAUACAAGCAGGGAUAGUGGUUGUAAACUGGCACAAAAUAAUGGCUGUGCACAGUAUUUUUUAACGUGUAAUUUUGUUUUGAGAACGUUUUGGCCUAUAGUUAUAAGGUAUAUCCCUACAUAGCUUUGCCUAAUACUUCCACCUAAAUUCCCAACCCCCUACUCUUAUCUACUUGCUUGAUGCGUGGGGUGGUCUCUGCACUUUAGUCUCCUUCCCUGGGAAACACCAAACCUGAUGGAGUUUGCUUUCUAGGAAUUGUCUCAAAGUUAUUUAAGAGCUCCGUUUUCCUGUACAAGGAGGAGAGGGCCAUCUAGUGGAAAAUUGUGCACACAGUCGCUCUUCUUUCCGCCAUCCUUUUAAACAUUUGAAAACUUUCUUAAGAGUAUUUCUACUACAUUCAAUUAACAUUUCUCUGAUCUAAGUUAAACAUAUCUAUUUCCUUCUGUUUGUUCUCAUAGGCUUGCUGCACAUGUAGUUUGAUCUGGGGUGGCAGGUAGGUGGAUGAAUAGUCCUGCCUCUUGGUUCAAAGAUGGCUCAUUGACCCAUCCCAGUUUCAUGAUCCAACAGCCAUGCAUCACAGAAAUUUCAGUGGCGUACAGGUUAACUGAAAUUAGAAAACAGAACAAUUGGAUGCAUAGUACAAAUCAAUAUAUGAAAUUCAACACACAUACACAUUACCUGCUUUGUCUUCUCCUCUUAGGAUUGGCAGGACUCAGUGCUGCAGUUGCCAGGAGAAGCUGCAGCAGACAGCAUUCCCCUUCAGAGGGCCUGCCCUUCCAUUAGCCAGAGUGAGGCAGCCACCUCAGGUGGCAGAUUCUGGGAGUGCAGAUCAGUGGUGGUAAGGUGUUGGUAGACAGAGCUGUGCGUGCCAAGCAGGCUGCCCUGUGCUCCCUGAGCUAAUCUGCUGCCCUCAGGUGCAAUGGAGAAUACUGAGCUGCCACCGAGGUUGAAGUAAAAUUCAGCUGCCAGUCUAAUCUAAUUCUGUAUGUAGAAUGAAGGGGGGUGCACCAUCUUUUCCUGUCCCUCAUGAGGCAAAAUGACUUGGACCAGGCUGGCCCCAUCUAUGUAAGUCUCCAAAGUGCAAGAGACUUAGUCAGGGGAGAGAGACUUCAGGCCUAGGGGGCAAAUGUGGCUCUCCAGGCUUCUUAUUUGGCUCUUGAGACUCUCUCCAGGCCACACCCCUCACCAGCCCCACUCUGUACCCUCCUCAAGUGCUUUUUGCCUGAUUCAGUAACUGUGAUAAGGCCUCUUUCCUGGCUGGAUGGAAAGAUGAGUGUGUGGGUGUGUGUAGAAACUUCUGGCUUUCAUAUGAUUGGCAUGUAGCCUGUGGUUCAAAGGGAAGAGUGGCAUGCGUUGCUCUGCCCACUUUUGUCUCAGGCCCAACCCACCGCUGGUAUACAGCUCUUGGAUGGCUCCCACAAGGGGAUGUGGUCCUCAGGCUGAAAAAGGUUCACCCUCCCAGACCACAGGUGUGCAAUUUGCAGCCUUAUUGUAUGCUCCCCCCAAGUUCCCUCCCCAUUAAAAUGGGCUUUAAAUAUUAUUUGCUUUCCUUGCUGCUCCACUCUUCUUGCUGAAUGGGAUGUGAGAAGCUGCUGGAUGCGGAACAGAGUGGCCCAUUUUCUUUUAGCAAAGUAUCUUUGAAGUUUGCCCUUCAAAACAAAAGAAAUCUCUUGCCCUCAGUUUGCUUCCGCCCCAGGCCUGACUCCAGACUGGGCUUUCAGCAUCCACAGGUGAAUGUCUGAGCUCAAACUUGCACUCUCAUGCUGGAAGCCCCUUGCUUUGUUUUACAGUGAUUGCCGUAGCUGCCUUUUGUAGUUAGUCGUUUGGGCUUGAGACUUUGUAAUUGCUAGAGUCUGCUUGACUCUCUUCUCCUGUGUACCUUGAGGCUGGAAUCUAGAAGGUCAGUUUUGUUGUUGUUCUUUGUAUUUGCAAGGAGCUAAAGCCAUUUAUCAGAGGAUAGGGUGGCUAAAAAAAAAAACUAUACAAGCAGCUGUUUACAGAGAAGGGGGCAGGAAAGAGAGAAGGGGAGAAAGGAGGGGGGAGACAGCAGAGUGAUAAAAGCAAUCCUGUCUAAAGAGGGAGACAUAUUUCCUUCUUUUGAGUGCCUUUCAGACUUCCUCUAGCCUUGUCAACUGCCAUUGGCCCUACUCACCGCCAGAUUUGGCUCCACCUACCACUGACAUGCAGCCCUCAACAGAUUGGCCAUGAGGGAAUGCAGCUCUUGACUGAAAAAAAGUUGUCCACCCCUGGUCUCGACAUAACAGUCUUAUGCUUCCUGACCUACAGCCCACAUAAUGUCACUUGUCUGUCCACUUCUCUCAUUCCUUUGUACCAAUAGUGCACACUGUCAUCUGCCCCAAAGCCCUGCACAAUGUUUUCUCCCAGUCUUGUUUUCAUCCCUUUGGCUCUAUCUUUGAUUCAUUUUCGACAGACUGAGAGAUACCCCCAAAGUCCUCUCUCAUUAGCCCUUUGGUUGCCCCCGUUGUUUGUCUCCUCUACCCUAUUCCUUACCAAUAGCUUCCUUUAGAUUCCUGUUUAUCAGUGCACUGUCUAUUUCUGUACCCUUCAUUCUGCCACCACCUUGGCUCUGGGCUCUGUACUCUGUACUCCUUUCGCUUCACUACCUUUAGACCUCUUCCUACUCCAGCUCCACAAAACUGCUCCUGUCUCUAGGACCAGUGUGAAAUUUUUAUCUCGGUCAAACCGACUAUUUUGCCUUCCCUCACAGAAGCAAACAUUUUGACAGCUUUGUUGCCUGAGCAGUUGGAAUAUUUGUCACAUUACACCGACACAGUCAAUCAAUGUUGGAGUUUUUACUGCCGUUAGUACAGGAAUAGAUUACCAUGCUUCAGUGCCUCCACUGUAGGACCCAUAGGCACUUCUGCAUCUACCUAGAGGCACUAUGCUGAAUUACGAGGUAUUUUAAAUCCUAGAACUGAAAACAGGUUCCAAACCUAAGCCCUUGUGAGCCCUGGUUCUAGCUCCUAACAAGACUUUAAAAGGGCCAAGAUGCUAUAGGGCAGUUUAAUUCAAAAGUCUAGAGGAAAGCUUUUUUUAGUGUGUCAUAAUGCUUCCAAUAUUCACAAGUAGACAUGUGAAAGCCUGGGGAAAAAACAGAAAUAUUUAAAAGAAAGUGUUUCCUGACCAUUUUUUUCCAGUUUGGGAGAAAAAUGAGGAACCCCCCCUCCAUUUUUCCAAGCCUUCCCCAAGCCUUCACAUUUCCAUUCACAAGGGCCAGGGUGUGUGGGGUGUGUGUGUGUGUGUGUGAGUUAGAAUAAAGCUCUACUUACCAAAGAGAGACUGACAUUUUAACUCUUCAUAGUCAUAAAUAACAAUACAAUGAAUGUAAAAAGAUAUAUUAUCUUCCAAUCUAUCUUUUGCACUAAACUAUUCAAUCUAUAUUCUUAUUGGGCCAUGUCCCUUUCAAAAAUAGAAGAAAAUAUUAUCGGGGGAGGGGAAUGUAAAUAAAGUGGAAUAAAUUGUUAUGUUCUGACUUUUUUUGAAUUUAAC